Messenger RNA from Canariomyces notabilis, 484 nucleotides. RefSeq lists its product as uncharacterized. The annotation marks the transcript as partial. The transcript has a single exon. The record is from RefSeq and is a predicted model, not a curated record. Lineage: Eukaryota; Fungi; Ascomycota; Sordariomycetes; Sordariales; Chaetomiaceae.
GGGGUAAGUGCGCAUCAGGUAUGUUACUAGUGUAGGUGUAACAUCAUGUACUGUACGUUGGUUUGCUGAUAGGCAGACGCAUAAGUAUGUUUCUAUGAAGGAGCUCCGGUGGAUCUCCGGCAUCGGGUCCGGGGUCGGGAUCCAUCGGGGGGCUGCCACCGGGGCGGCCCCGCCGGGGUUGUUGUAUAGGCGGCUGAAAUCUGUCACUUUAACAAAGAAAUCAGGCGGAUUGUUCCACUUCACAGCCUUACAAGUGUUUUUCCCUGGUCGUCGCUGCGCUGUCUUUGUAUCGUCACAAGCUGCUGCUCAUAAUACAUAAGCCAUAAGCCGUGUGAUGGAGGAUAGGCUUUAUGCUGGGAUCCUUCUACAAAAGUUCCGAUGCCGGCCGUUGGUCUGUACAAAUCCCCAGAAUCCAACGCGGAUCACAAUCGGCGCCCGCACUGCGUUAUCAAUGUAUCAUUGCCCGGCACCGCACUGUUGCAGC